Molecule: messenger RNA, 2091 nt
Organism: Cyphellophora europaea CBS 101466
Lineage: Eukaryota; Fungi; Ascomycota; Eurotiomycetes; Chaetothyriales; Cyphellophoraceae
Product: acetoacetate-CoA ligase
Exons: 1
Coding region: 1-2091 (696 amino acids)
Biological process (GO): lipid metabolic process
Cellular component (GO): cytosol
Molecular function (GO): acetoacetate-CoA ligase activity
Source: RefSeq, a predicted model, not a curated record
AUGGACACCAACAACGGCCUCAAUGGCCAUGCCCAUGCUGACGAGACUGUCGAGCUGUGGCGGCAUCCAACCCCAGAGACGACCGAGCUCUACACUUUCCAACAGCAUAUUGCCAAGCGUCACGGCGUGAAGUUGUCGUCCUAUCAUGAUCUAUGGCAGUGGUCGGUUCAGAAUCCCGGACCAUUCUGGCGGGAGAUUUGGGAAUAUACCGGCAUCAGGGCUACCAAGGCUCCCUCCUCCACGUUCGACGAUGAAUCUGCCAUGUUCCCCAAACCAGAGUUUUUUGCUGGCUGUGAGCUGAACUUUGCCGAGAACCUGCUCUUCCCCGCCAGCGAUCCCCCAGCAGACUCUCCAGCCAUCAUUGCCGCUUCCGAAGAAGAUCGCGAGACCAUUACGUGGGCUGAGCUCCGUGAGCGCGUCCGAAUAUGUGCUGCCGCUAUGGAUGCUGCCGGCAUCUCGGUGGGUGACCGUGUUGCAGGCUAUCUUGCACAUCAUGCCAACACUGUUGUGGCCAUGCUUGCUGCAACAUCGCUAGGUGCUCUGUGGACUGGCGUCAGUCCCGACACAGGCGUUCAGGCCGUUCUAGAUCGUUUAAUCCAGAUCGAGCCGGUCAUCCUUUUCGUGGACAAUGCCGUGGCCUACAAUGCCAAGACACAUCCAACGCAAGCGAAGGUCGCCGAGGUCGUCUCCAAACUACCCUCACUAAAGAACGUCGUCGUUUUCGAUACCAUCAAAGAGUAUAGCUUCGACCUUGGCAGCAUCCCCGCUCCUUCUGGUGCUAAAGCGCAGACCUCCACCGACUUUCUCUCAUCGGGCUUCCCGUCCCGUCAACUUACCUUUAAAUCCCUUCCUCCCGACCAUCCCGUGUAUAUCCUCUACUCCUCUGGCACAACUGGAACCCCCAAAGGCAUCGUACACGGUGCACUUGGUACUCUGCUGCAGCACAAGAAAGAGCACCAGCUGCAAUGUGAUAUACGACCCAGCGAACGCCUGUUCUAUUUCACCACAUGCACAUGGAUGAUGUGGCACUGGCUGGUCUCUGGUCUCGCGUCCGGCGCCACUCUAAUUCUCUACGACGGCUCGCCAUUCCAGCCACAUAAAGAAAUGUCCAUGCCCCUGAUGAUUGACGAGCUACAGAUCAACCACUUCGGCACCUCGGCCAAAUACCUCUCAGUUCUCGAACAGGCGAACAUAUCUCCUCGUACUGCGACACCCAAGUCCGCCUCCCUCGCAUCUCUCAAAUCCAUCUUUUCCACAGGCAGCCCCCUGGCUCCCUCCACGUUCUCUUACGUCUAUAGCCAACUUUCCCCACCACCACCCCACCCAGGCCUGCUCCUCGGCUCGAUCACCGGCGGCACUGACAUCGUCUCCCUCUUCGGCGCUCCCUGCCCGCUCCUUCCGGUGCACAAAGGCGAAAUUCAAGCGCGUGGCCUCGGCAUGGCCAUCGCUUGCUACGAUGCCUCUGGCAAGGACAUCAGCGCCACUGGCUCCCCGGGUGAGCUAGUCUGCACCGUGCCUUUCCCUUGCCAGCCGGUAAUGUUCUGGCCUCCGGGCGAGGCCGGCGCGCGGCGCUACCAGUCUAGCUAUUUCGAGACAUACACCAACGCUCGAGGACAGCCCAUCUGGCACCACGGCCACUUUGUGCGCUUCAACCCGGUCACCGGCGGCAUUCACAUGCUGGGCCGCAGCGACGGCGUCCUCAACCCCAGCGGCGUGCGCUUCGGCAGCAGUGAGAUCUACAACGUCAUCCUCAAGCACUUUGCGACCGAGGUCGAGGACGCCCUGUGUAUUGGCCGCAAGCGCGAGAGCGAUCCGGACGAGGUGGUGGUGCUGUUCGUCAAGAUGGCCGUAGAUCAAAAAUUCACCGACGAGCUCAAGAAGAAGAUCCAAGAUGUCGUACGUAAGGAGUUGAGUGCCCGGCACGUGCCAGCUGUCAUUACCGAGACGCCUGAGAUCCCUUACACGAUGAACGGCAAGAAGGUCGAGGGCGCGGUCAAGCAGAUUCUGUGCGGUCUCAAUAUCAAGACGAGCGCGAGCGUCGCGAAUCAGGAGUGUCUGGAGUGGUAUCGGACGUGGGCUGAGGAGAACUGA